Messenger RNA from Ectocarpus siliculosus, 4656 nucleotides. NCBI's taxonomy places the organism in Eukaryota, Phaeophyceae, Ectocarpales, Ectocarpaceae. The record is from the annotation of a GenBank genome assembly.
AUGACCGGAGAGCUGAUGCGACAGGUGGCGGCGUUGGACGUCACUCGGAUGUCGUGCGAGCAGAUCACGGAAUGGUUUGCGAGCGAGGAUACAGCGGGGAAGAUGCAGCAUCGAGUUCUGGGGGUGAACGGAAAGGACUUGCUUCGUGCUCUUCACGAGGCACCGGAGGAUGUGGCAGACUGGCUCGACCCCACCACGUGCGGGGAGGGGAAAAUUCAGGAGAGGAUAAAGGACGAAAGGUUCAAGUCUCUGCGGGAGGGCCUCGUCAGGACCCUUGCGGAAAGCUCCGGAAAACUGGCGGAGAUCGAGGCACUCAAGCUCGCCCGGAAGAUCAACCACCACAAGCAGGUCUGGUCCGCGACCUGGAAGCUGGUAGCCAGGGGGUGUUGCCACGGCGUCAUGGAGCUGAGAUGCCUCGUAAGAACUCUUCUAUAUAGGCUCCGGAUCAACGGUCCGAGUGUAUCCCUCGAUGAUCUGAGCGUCUUCGCCGACUACGCGAGGUUUCUCUUGGUGCCAUCUCAGGUCUACGACGUGACGGGCACCGCGUUAGCCAAAACCCUCUCGGGGUCUCUUGAGCUCAUACUCAAGAACAAGAACAACAAGACCGCCACGGCCCUGGGUAGCGAGGCCACUGAGCGGUGCCUGCAGUCGUUCGUGGGCGUGCUCUGUGCGCUCUGCCCGUACCCCUCUGGAGACUCCAGAGACACGGCGUCUACGAGCGAGGCGGGCAGGCGCCUCGGAGACGUGUGCAUCGUAUCUCUCCCUGUGCUCUGCCCUGGGCUGGGCAGGUAUCAACUGGUACGUAGGGAUCAAACCGUUCGUUGGUUGGGAAUAGAAAGGGCGGAGACCGAGACGACAAGGACGACAACCAACAAGCUGCGGAGUUUUCAAGAUUAUCCCAUCCCCACGGAAGCAACCCAUACGAAGUGCGUGAUGGCCAGCUUCCUCGCAAAACUGAGCUGGCAUGACGACAACAAGAUUCAGAUGUACCAGGCGGCAGAGGAGGUGAUACCUCGCGUGCUCUUGGCCUGGCUGUGUGACAUUGGUAUGAAGGACUUGGCUCAGGGAGACAAGUACGUGGCAUCGGCGAGGCUCAAUAUGGCGACAGUGAUCUGGAACCUGAGCAAACGAGCAGACAACGCCGCCGGGCUCGUGCAGCCAGAGACAUUCGACAUGCUCUUUUACCUUCUCGGCCAGAAGGAGGAAGAGGGGGACGUGCUUCGGCGGAUCGUCAGCUGCAUCCAAAACCUUGCUUCGAUGCGCCGGUGCGCUUCGGAUUUGACGGACUACAUAGCGAGCGAUCCUUCUGUGUCCAACUUUCUCGGGACUCUGUUCGGACUGCUGGCCAGAGGUAGUGCCAAGAACAUGCACCAGAGAGUCAUGGGAACGUUUGCGAACCUGGCGUACCUCUGCGUGGCGGGGGGCGCCUCCACGGAGUGGGCCGGGCAUCUCAGGGAGAGUUUGAAGCAAUUCUUGUUACAUUUCACGGAAACAUCUGACGUGCUUGGCAACUUCAACCUCGACCCCCUGGAGGCGCAGGACAGGCAGCUUAAGUUUCAGGGCGUACGUUUCGAGGUCGUCGAUCUGCUCCAGUGUAUUGCAACGCCUAGCGAGAGGUAUGCAAGCGAUGGUUCCGGAGGCGAGGGCGGUCACGGAUACGAUACUGCCGUGGCGAGUGAGCACUCUGGACGCAGCUUCGGUGGACAGGAGCGCGCCGUCGACGCCUCCGAGCAAAUGAGGGCGGAUACCGUGCGCACCUUUGCCCUCUGGAUCUUGGCGCACUACACGGGGCGAUCAGACGACAGGGUACACGUGGCCAGUCACGGCGGACUUACGGUGCUGACGUCUAUCUUGAUGGGGCCGACGGGGUUGGUAGAAGCUGCCAAGGCCGGCGGCGCUAGCGGAGGCAAACCAGCUUCAAAGCAAUCUUUCAUCAACCUCAAGCUCGCGGCCAAAGCUUUGGCCAACCUGUGCCAGGCGCCUCAAAACGCAGAGUUGGUUGAGCCCGCGGGGGCUCUCGCUGCCAUAAAGGCACUUUACGCCUACAUCUCGGACAACAACGACAUUGUAGGCAACACCAGCGCCAGCACCCAGCCUUCUACCAGCUCGGCCUACGGUCGAGCUCAGAUGAAUUGCAUCCCAGCGAGGUACAAGAUUGACCCCGACUUCCGGAAGGCAUACCUCGUCAUCCAGGAAAACCUGUGGCGACCCGUGGUCAAGGAUCCUGUGGUGCACGAGGAUGGCUCCUUGACGGUUCACUACGAGGUUCCCGCCGGAAAUAACGAGUGCUUCGAAUUGUCCAAGAAACUAACGCCCCUGAUGGUUGAACGGAAAGAGCUGCAGAUAUGCCAGGGAGAAGUUCCGCACCAGAUCAACGUCUUCGCCGAAGUUGCGGCGUGUCUGAGCGCCCUCGCCAUGCACUCGUCCGUCCUCAAGCUGUUCGCUCCUUCCGGAGUGCUUGGGCCGUUUCUUGAGCUGAGCCUCGAGCAGCUGGUCCCUAGGGAGACGUGCCUCACGGCCCUCCUCGACACUCCAGUAAAGGCGUACAGCCAACAUGCCCAGGUGAUGCGACAUCUAUGGAGCCUAAUUACGUCUACAGUGUUGGAUUCCGAGACCGACGCUCCUGAGAGUGAAGGAGACGACACCGAGGGCAACUUCGGAGAAGAUGCCGUGGUUCAAGAAGGAGACGGUAUUGACGUAUCAGGCGAAGGUGCCGGUGAUCCCACGGUGGAGCCGAAGGCUGAAAGGCGGCGGCAGUCGGACGCCGAAACCGCUUCUUGGUCGAGCCGUAUCGUGCAGAAAAAGCUGGAGCAAGCUCUGGCCGUGAGGGUGCUGGACCGGUUGGUGGCUGGAGCGGACGAGGACGCCUUCGAGCCUGCCCAAAGCUCCUCUACUCGUGGUGAUGGUAGCUGGGGCAGUGACAAAAUAGGCGAGCAGGACAGCCAACAGCCUGGCGGUGGCAAGGGCCUCUCUUUCGAUGAAGGCGCCAAAAGCAAGCGCCGCAGGUCUUCUGGUGCAUCGGCUCCUCUAUCGGUGCUGGACGUUGGGAGGCGGACGUCUGCCGAAUUCAGACGCCAGUCACUUUUGAUGACGUCCGGCAGGGCAUACACCGUAAGCGGCAUCCUAAGCCAACAGGUCCUCCUUUCUGGGAUCAUCGUGUUGGCAAGUCCAACCGACGAGUCAAAAGACAAAUGGAGAAGGGUACUAUCGGCGUCACUGGCGGCGCCGGUCUUGUCGGCACAACGACGCCUGGAGUAUUUCUGCAUAGGGCUGGCGGGCUCCGUUUCUGAUGCCGUUCGCCGGAAUUGGCUCGCCCUCGAUGGAAAUCGCACGAACGCUAGAAACGCAAUGAAAGCCCUAAUGGAGCUGUGCGUCGACCACAUGGCCGUUCUCGUCAACAAGGCCGAGCUCGCAUCUUUCCAGAACCGCCCGGACACUGAAACUGUUGCCACAACCGAACCAUCAGCGCUUUCGCCCCUGGCGACGCAGCGCAAUAGCAACAACAGCGCCGAAGAAAAAUCGCCGCGAGCUCGACCUCAGAGGGAAUCUUUGACCGACCCGCCGGAGAAACCGGACACGAAGUCUUCUCCAAAGCGAGGCCUGGGUCUCUCAAUCAACCCGGACGUGGGCAAGUGUCGCGGGGACGAAAUUGGCGGUGGUGGCGGUGGUUGUGGUUUUGAUGGUGGCAUGACUGCUGCUGGUGUCGGUGGCGAUGAUCGUCGGCAUGGUAGGGAACAACCGGCAUUGUUCAGACAGGAGCGCAGUUUUGACAGCGCCGGAGCCAUUUCGGCGCUGUCCGGGAUGUCUGGGCUCGGCGUUGGGGGAGGUGCGGAGACUCGGGGCGGGAUUGAGGCCUUCCUGCUGCCGGAGGAAGAGCAGGUCGUCCAAAUGCUUUUUCGAGCAAUUUUGUCGUUGCUAAGCGUCAAAGAGGAGUGCACUACAGCUGAAGAUUCACGCCUUGGAGAUGGUUCAGAAAACCCACGACGGCAGCAGUCCCGAACCGUGGGCAAGAACCGUUGGGGAAGCUUUCGUGGACGUGAACGGCAGUCACGGCUCGGGGUGGAGGCGGCCGGGGACUCCGCUGGCGGCGCUGAGGGUCGGGGCGACGACACCUCCAGACCACCAGCUGGGGCAGCCGGGCGGUUGGACGACAUCCUUCGCUUGUGCUGUCGCCUCCUGCGGUGUGGGCCGGGGGAUGGAGUGCUCCACGUAUCCUUGCAAGCGAUCGGCAAGGUCUCGGCAGCCGGUGGCGGUGGUGCUCCUUCGGCUGCAAACACUCCUGACGGGAAGCCCGGCACUCGGAGAUCAUUCACUCGGCAGUCCUCCUCGGAAUGGGACUCAGAGGCAUCGUUAGACAUGGACGGCGAUUUUGACGUGCGUCAGCGAUCAGAAGACGGGUGCAUCCCUCCUCUGCUGGCCAUGGUGCGCUCGGGCGGGUGCAACACGGAACGAGGCGCAGCUUCGAUGGAGCAAGAGGUGGCCCUCUGCGUGCUGCAAGACUUGGCGAGCGCCAACAAUCUCUGUAGGGAAGCAAUCGUCUGCCAUGGAGGCGUGCCGGUUCUUCUGCAGGCCCCCGAGAACUACUCUGCCAGGGCUAGGAGAGCCGUCGCAGAUCGAGGGACCCGGACGAACGAAUCCAAGCAGAACUGGCCCUGA